This is a messenger RNA of Phaethon lepturus (White-tailed tropicbird), 222 nucleotides long. It is a transcript of the gene AANAT, whose product is annotated as aralkylamine N-acetyltransferase. Gene Ontology annotation, biological process: response to light stimulus; circadian rhythm; melatonin biosynthetic process. Lineage: Eukaryota; Metazoa; Chordata; Aves; Phaethontiformes; Phaethontidae. The record is from RefSeq and is a predicted model, not a curated record. The transcript has 2 exons. The annotation marks the transcript as partial. Gene Ontology annotation, molecular function: aralkylamine N-acetyltransferase activity. Gene Ontology annotation, cellular component: cytoplasm.
CCUGCCAGUGAGUUUCGCUGCCUCAGCCCCGAGGAUGCUGUCAGCGUGUUCGAGAUCGAGCGGGAAGCCUUUAUAUCCGUCUCCGGAGACUGUCCCCUCCACCUGGAUGAGAUCUGCCACUUUCUGAACUUGUGCCCGGAGCUCUCCCUCGGCUGGUUUGAGGAAGGGCGGCUGGUGGCGUUCAUCAUCGGCUCCCUCUGGGACCAGGACAGGCUCAGCCAG